UUCUCAAAAAAAUUAAUCCUGCUAAAAUUCGUAACUUUUCAAUUAUUGCUCAUAUUGAUCAUGGAAAAUCAACUUUGGCGGAUCGUUUGCUAGAAAAAACUAACUUAAAAAACAGUAGUAAAUCUUUUGAAAGAAUAUUGGACAGCCUUUCAUUGGAACAGGAAAAAGGUAUUACUAUUAAACUAAAUGCGGUUCAAUUAUAUUAUCCUCCGGAAAGCCCCGAGCCCUAUAUUUUUAACUUGAUUGAUACUCCCGGGCAUGUCGAUUUUAUGUAUGAAGUUUCUCGUUCAUUGGCUGCCUGCGAAGGAGUAAUAUUGCUGGUCGAUGCUACUAAAGGUAUUCAAGCUCAAACUCUCGCUUACUACGAAGUUGCUAAAAACCUUGAAUUAAAAAUUUUACCAGUAAUUAAUAAAAUCGACUUGCCCUCAGCUCAACUAACUACUACCAAAACUCAACUAAUUGAACUACUCAAUUGUCAAGAGAGUGAUAUUUGUUUAAUUUCGGCCAAAACCGGAAAAAAUGUGGACUUGUUGUUGGAAAAUAUUAUUAAAAUUAUUCCCAAAGCAACUUUUCGAGAAGGUCUAUUAUGUGCUCUAAUAUUUGAUCUUUUUUACAGUCGUUAUUAUGGAGUGGUUAUUUAUGUUCGUAUUUUCGAAGGCGAGUUGGCAAAAGGGCAAAAAGUUAAAUUUCACAGUAGUCAAAAAAUCUAUCAGGUAGAAAGAUUAGGAGUAAAAACACCCAAGGAGAUUUUAAAAAAAAAACUAAUCGCUGGAGAAAUUGAAGGUUAUCAAGAAAUAAAGCCGAAUGUUUAUUCUAAUUUAUACCCUGGUGAUAGUUCUCAAUACAAAGAAUUCAAAAAAGCCUUAGAAGAAUUACAAAUUCAAGACAGUAGUUUAAGUUUAGAAAGUAUCGAUUCGCAAUUAUUAGGUCCUGGUUUCCGUUGCGGAUUUCUAGGUUUAUUACAUCGGGAAAUUAUUUGUGAAAGA
Molecule: messenger RNA, 986 nt
Organism: Funneliformis geosporum
Lineage: Eukaryota; Fungi; Glomeromycota; Glomeromycetes; Glomerales; Glomeraceae
Source: the annotation of a GenBank genome assembly